AUGCCCCAUGAAUACUGCCUCGAUGCCCUCGUUGUAGGGACUGGUUUCUCUGGCAUUUAUACCCUGUACACCCUCAUCAAGGAAGGCUUGGCCGUCCAGGCUAUCGAGAAGGCAAGUGACGUGGGUGGCACAUGGUAUUCCCACCCGGUUGUGAGAAGAUAUUCUACCCAGCCGGAGAUCCUGAAGUAUCUGAAGCAUGUUGUCGAGAAGCAUAAUCUACGAAAUCGCAUCCAUUUCAAUAGGGAGAUGGUCGCAGCCAGAUGGGAUGAUACUGCGAAGGAGUGGCGAAUACAAUGCCAGACUGGCGAUAUAUAUCGCGCGAGGUACCUCCUCACGGCUCUUGGGGUCCUGGUCAAGCCCAAGAUGCCCCAUAUCUCCGGUCUAGAAGACUUUAAGGGUCAGGUAGUGCAUACAUCUGCGUGGGACCCAAGCAUACAAGUGGAAAACAAACGUGUUGGUGUCAUAGGCGUUGGCUCAAGUGGGGUACAGGUAGUCACUGCUAUUGCUAGCAAGGUGAAAUCACUUCAUGUGUUCAUCCGUACCCCACAAUAUACUAUCCCGGCAAACGAUAAGCAGUUGACUUCCGAAGAACAAAAAUCCAUCGAUGAGAAGUUCCCACAGUUCUGGUCAGACCUUUUGUCUUCCCGCCUGGGAAUGGGCUUUCCGGAGCACGAUAGACCAUUCAUGUCCGUGUCGCCGGAAGAGCGCGAGAAGAUCUUAGAGCAUCUCUGGAGGGACGGAAACGGUCUCCAGAUGAUGUUUGCAGGAUUUUCAGAUCUUGCCACUGACGCAGCGGCCAAUGAAGAAGUAUGCCGAUUCCUUCGCAGGAAAAUUGCAGAGAUCGUGAAGGAUCCCGAGAAGCGGGCUGUUUUGACCCCAAAGGAGGCCUGGAAUCGACGGCCGUUGUCAGACGCUGGAUACUAUGACCAGUUCAAUCGGGAAAACGUGUAUGCGAUCGAUAUAAGGAAACACCCUAUCACCAAGGCCACGGCAAAAGGUAUAUGUACCGCAGACGGGAAAAUCCACGAGCUAGACGUGAUAAUAUUCGCAACUGGCUUUGACGCUAUGGACAGAAGCUAUGCUCAAAUCGACAUUCAAGGGCGCAAGAAGGGCGAAACACUGUACGAUCGCUGGAAGCGUACGGGUCCGGACUGCUAUCUAGGCUGCUCAGUUGCAGGAUUCCCAAACCUGUUGACGGUGCUUGGUCCGAGGGUGGCUUUCGGAAACGUGCCUCCGUUGCUGGAGAUACAAGUGAGCUUCCUGAGGGACGCGAUCCGACAGGCUCAGGACAUCACCAGACACACAGGGCAGCAAUGUGAGAUCGAAGCCACGGAACAAGCUCAGCGCGAAUGGACUGAGGUGUGCGAGCGGAUAGCAAAGGUGCUUCUUUACGACAAACACUCCACUUGGAUGUUCAGGGAGAACGUAUCAGGAGAAGCAACAUCGAGUCUAUUCUACUUUGGGGGUUUGCAAGCCUUCCGAGCCAAGCUGGAAGAUACAAAAGCCCACGGGUUUGCUGGGUUCAAGAGCCCAUUAGGCCCCGCUGCAGAAAUUCGCGCACAGCUCUAG
Molecule: messenger RNA, 1569 nt
Organism: Aspergillus welwitschiae
Lineage: Eukaryota; Fungi; Ascomycota; Eurotiomycetes; Eurotiales; Aspergillaceae
Product: flavin-containing monooxygenase
Exons: 2
Coding region: 1-1569 (522 amino acids)
Molecular function (GO): oxidoreductase activity
Source: RefSeq, a predicted model, not a curated record